GUUCGCGCAAUCAAAGGGUAACCAUGUCGGCCUCAUGACCUACUGGCACUUGUGGACCCAGCUUCCUGGGGCUUGACUCCGACAUGUUGCUAGUUUGCGUAUGGCGUGAAAGAGUCUGCUUUUCUGCUUCGCCAAAGCCAAGCUUAUCGGGCUCAUUACCUGACUUCAGGACCUCCAAUCGCUUGCAGUACACUGCAUUGUGGGCGGAUGGACCUUCAAGUCCGAACGAGGCACAAUGUUCCGCCACUCCCGGGCUCCCCAUCCGGGCACAUUGAGU
Molecule: messenger RNA, 277 nt
Organism: Zymoseptoria tritici IPO323
Lineage: Eukaryota; Fungi; Ascomycota; Dothideomycetes; Mycosphaerellales; Mycosphaerellaceae
Exons: 1
Coding region: 84-275 (63 amino acids)
Source: RefSeq, a predicted model, not a curated record